CGGGGAGGCUUCCUGGAUUGGCUGUCCUUCCUUUACGUCACACGACCCCGCCCCGGCGCGCGCCCCGCCGCGUGCCCACCCCUGGGCGGCUGGUGCAGCCUACGCUUGCCCGACCACAGCCUGCCGCCCGCGGAGCCGGAGCCCAAGCCCCAGCGCGCCGGGCUGGACGUGGGGCUCCUGGGCCGCGGCGGCGGGCAGGCGAUGCUCCAGAGGCCUGAGCAGCCAUGGAGGCCGAGGCGGGCGGCCUGGAGGAGCUGACGGACGAGGAGAUGGCGGCGCUGGGCAAAGAGGAGCUGGUGCGGCGCCUGCGACGGGAGGAGGCGGCGCGCCUGGCGGCUCUGGUGCAGCGCGGCCGCCUCAUGCAGGAGGUGAAUCGGCAGUUGCAGGGUCACCUGGGCGAGAUCCGCGAGCUCAAGCAGCUUAACCGGCGCUUACAGGCCGAAAACCGCGAGCUGCGCGACCUCUGCUGCUUCCUGGACUCGGAGCGCCAGCGCGGGCGGCGUGCCGCGCGCCAGUGGCAGCUCUUCGGGACCCAAGCAUCCCGAGCGGUGCGCGAGGACUUGGGCGGUUGUUGGCAGAAGCUGGCCGAGCUGGAGGGCCGCCAGGAGGAGCUGCUGCGGGAGAACCUGGCGCUUAAGGAGCUCUGCCUGGCUCUGGGCGAGGAGUGGGGCCCCCGGAGCGGCCCCGGCGGCGCGGGGGGCUCAAGCGCCGGGCCGACACCCGAGCUCGCUUUGCCCCCCUGCGGGCCCCGCGACCUGGGCGAUGGAAGCUCCAGCACGGGCAGCGUGGGUAGUCCCGACCAAUUGCCCCUGGCCUGCUCCCCAGAUGACUGAGGGCUCAGCUUCCUUCUUGUCGACGCCCGACCAGAUUGCUUCCCAAAGCGCAGGGACUGCGGUGGACCUCGGGACCUAGACGCCGUCCCCCCUCGCACGACGGGCCGCUGGCAUGGAUUUGGAAACUCUGGCACUGAGGAGGGCCCCUUGCUCUCGCUGGUGUGGCGGCAGGGGAACUGGAUGCUGGAGAGAAGGGACUUGCCGGGGACGGGGUGGGGGCUAAUAAACUGGAACGGAAGCAGA
This is a messenger RNA of Panthera uncia (snow leopard), 1076 nucleotides long. It is a transcript of the gene CCDC85B, whose product is annotated as coiled-coil domain containing 85B. The coding region runs from base 225 to 833 and encodes 202 amino acids. The record is from RefSeq and is a predicted model, not a curated record. Gene Ontology annotation, biological process: negative regulation of DNA-templated transcription. Lineage: Eukaryota; Metazoa; Chordata; Mammalia; Carnivora; Felidae. Gene Ontology annotation, cellular component: nucleus. The transcript has a single exon.